This is a messenger RNA of Syngnathoides biaculeatus (alligator pipefish), 9192 nucleotides long. RefSeq lists its product as uncharacterized. The transcript is spliced from 3 exons. Lineage: Eukaryota; Metazoa; Chordata; Actinopteri; Syngnathiformes; Syngnathidae. The record is from RefSeq and is a predicted model, not a curated record. The coding region runs from base 713 to 4132 and encodes 1139 amino acids.
UGUUGAAAUCCUUCUCCACAUAUUCCAACAUGUUGCUCACCAUUACCUGUAGUGUGUAGUGCGAUGUUUUGGGCAAUUGCAACGUAACUUCUGUCAGACCUUGUGAUAGAUAGAGUAACCAUACACCGGGGUCUUGAGCUUUGGGUAUGUUCGGGGAAGGCUCAAUACAUGUCAUAAAAACCAAAAAUGUUUCCGAAACUAUGGUUAAAAACUUACUGGAAAUUACCUGGAUGUUAUCUAUUAUAAUGCAAAUUUGAAUUUUAACCGAUCUCAUCACAUCGGUCAUCUGACCUUUAAAGACCCAGAAUAUAAACAGUUAAAAAAAUGACAGUUUGGAGAAGCAAUAAGUUAUCGGUGGGGCAGUUAUUAUGCAUCCCUAACUUUUAGUAUUUUUCGUUCACUUUCUCUUAAGGAAUGAGUGCUUUACUCACUUUUUAAACAUCCCGCUGUUACUAUAUGGAUAGUAUGUAGCACAUUUGCAUAUUGAAAGGCAAGGUUCCCAUGUCUUGCAUGACUGAUAGCACUCAAAUCUGUUUCACAGUCAGCAACUGUCAGCUUUUAGCCAUAUUUAAAGCAGCUAAUCCUACUCAAUGCUAUUUCCUUAAUUCCUAUCGGUACAUUUGCAUCCCGUGGUGGUCUGUAGGAACUGUUGAUGCUGUCUGUGUUUUCAGGUGACCAAGAUGUCUGAGGAACACUCAAGAAAGUGGACAAGAUGCAGGCAUGUACUACAAUGGGUCAGAAGAGGUCAUUUGACAAGAGAAGUCAGAGGGAUGGGAUUUUUAUGUCGCAGUUUUUAAACUGUACACAAGAGGGCAGGAGUGCCGACAUGGAUAAAACCUUCCAGAAGGGCGUGCCUGAAUCCGAGCAUAGUUCUGAUCAGAGAACAGAAACUUUUAAGCUAGAGGAUGCAAAAGUCAGCAAUUUGAGGUUGAGCUUCGAUGUUCCUAACCAAACCGCAGAUGCAAGGCACUGUGACCAAGUGGGAGAAAAUGUCAAACCAGAUGGGAGUAAGACAAACAAUUUAGCAUCAGUUUCAUCCGGGGAGGCAACAAAAGACGAUGGCAGAAUGACAAAAAGCUGCCGGAGAAAGACCGUCAAAGCCAGACAGCCAACGCGAACCAGUCAGAGAAUGUGCAGAAAGAUGUUCCAUACAGAAUCCAGUACUGAUGAGGAGAAGGAACCGAGUAGAAAGCACUUUUGUUUUUACUGCCAGAUGUCUUUCAGCCAGCUGGAAAAGCAUUUGGAGAAGAAACACGCGGAGGAAACCGAUGUGGCCCACGCCAUUCACUUUCCUAAAGGCUCCAAAAUCAGACAAACAUUGCUGGACCAAAUCCGCGACAAAGGCAAUUAUGAACAAUGUGCCAAAGCUCUCCGAAAGGUUGGUGACAAAGAUGACCACACACAUACAGAGGUGAAGAGUCCUAAAAUAUGCAUGCGGGACUUUCUCCCCUGCCAGCAGUGCUAUACUUUUUACCAUAAAACCGACUUGUGGUGCCAUGAGCAGUCCUGCAAAGCCAGGAAAGGUGACAACAAAUCCCCUGAAAUUCCAAAUGUGGAAUCUGUGGGACAAAGCCCCACCUCGCAACUGCUUCCCAUGUCAAAGUUCUCGACUGACGGUUGCAGGGAAAUUAUCCGCACCAUGCACCAGGACGACAUCACUCGGCGCAUAAUCCACGAUCCACUCAUUUGCAAAUACGGCAGCGCCUUGUCAGCCAAGUACAACUACGACAAAUCUCAGUUUGGCUACAUUGGACAAAAAAUGCGGCAGCUGGGCAGGUUCAUGAUCGCCAUCAAUGAGCUGGACGGCAGUGUGAACUACCUGCACCAAUUGUGUCUCCCGUCCAGGUUUGAAUUGGCAGUGGAGGGUGCCAAGAAAGUCAGCGGUUUCGACCCCAGUUGCAGUCGUUUCAAAGCCUUUUCCCUGGUCUCCAAAAUUGGCUACUCCUUGAAACGGGCUGCUGAGAUAGCCUUUGGCGAGAGUUGCAUGACCGAAGAUCGGCUGACAGAGGGUGAGGUGAGAGCCUUCAUUCAGUUAGUGGAAACCAAAUGGAGCGAGCGCUUUUCUCGCAGGUUGCUAUCGUCAUCAUCCACCAAACCGGACGUUCGGAAGGCAGAGGUUAAUGCAUCCAGUGUGACGGAGGACCUGAUUAAACUCUACAGGUUCAUUGCUGAUGAGGGGGACGCAGCCAGGCGGGAGCUGAGGUACAAUCCCAGUGUGGCCAACUGGAAGAAGCUGUGUGAGGCCACACUGGCCGACAUUUGCCUCUUCAACAGAGCACGCGUAGGCAACAUUGGCCGGCUCCUUUUGCAAACAUAUGCCGGGAAAAAGCUUGGGGGAGUCUUUGUUCCGUCAGCUGAUCAAAUCAAGAAAUGCUCCAAACUGGAGCUGGAGGUCAGUGGCCAUUUCAGCCGGGUGGAACUGGAAGGUCAGUUUGGCAGGAAUAUGUUGGUCCUGCUCACCGAAAAGAUGACCUCGUCACUAGAUUUGCUGGUGGAAAGCCGCCAAGAGGUUGGGGUUUCCAAAAGCAACCCUUACCUCUUUGCCCGGACUGAAGGACACUCUUUCAUCCGAGGGCUUGAUUGCUUCCGGAGGGCGGCUGUAGAAUGUGGCGUGAAGAACCCUGAAGCGCUCCUGUCACCGGCGCUAAGGGAGCAAAUCGCCUGCUGCUGGCAGCUAAUGAGCCUCAGCCAAGGUGAGCUGGAUCAAGUUGCCAGGCUGCUCGGAAAGACCAUUCAGGAGUGCUAUGCCUUGUCCAAAAACUCAUUGCACCUGGAGGAGGCUAGUAAACACUUGCUCCAGUUAGACCGCAUGCGACCAACAAUUCCAGCUAACACAGCCAGCAAUGGAAGUCCAUCCAAAACUGUUCUGAAAAGGCGACCGUGGAGCGAGCGUGAGCAGGCUGCCGUCAGGCAUCACAUGAGUGAAUUUUUAAGAAGAAUGAAAGUUCCCGGGAAGAAGGACUGCAACGCCUGCAUUACUGCCGAACCGGAUCUGGGUGGCAGAUCUUGGACUGAUGUGAAAAACUAUGUGCACAACAGCAUCCAGACCAUGCGUAGACGGAGUAACCAGCACAGGGGGGAAGCUAACACCAGAGCUCUAAAGCCCAAAAGAGUGGUAGAGGAAGUCCAAAGAACAGAAUUGGACAACGGUUCGACAGGUUGUAGUUUGUCUUCGAGAUUUCAGGACCACUUGACAGAAAAUGUAAAUUGUUCCAUGUCCAUGCUACCACAAGAAUCAAAUCCAUACACCCCAGAGAUGCCUUUAAGCUACAUGUCUUUGUGUUCUCCUAGUCCAAAUCUGGUCCACACCAGUCAGCCAAUGAUGUCUACGUUCACGUCGUUGAACGCCACCGACACUCAAGUGGUACCCACGUUCACGCCACUCAGCACCACCAGUGCGCUCAUGUCGCCCAUGUAUGCAUCCGAAACGGACAGCAUCCAUCCAAUGGCUCCUCCUUAUUCGGCAAAUACCUCAAAUAUGCCUCCCCCAGUUUAUGCCGAGUCUUUAAACUCUACUAUGCUUCCAAGUUAUGGUGUUCCCAACACCUCCAUGCUUCCCACAUUCACGACACUAAAUUCCCCGACUCUGCCCUCUGUCCCGACCUUCUCCUCAACUUUAAGCGACCGAAACGCGAUGAUGGUGUCCUCCUUCACGGCACCCAACCACACCAACGCCCCUCCCUACCCGACCAGUCAGCCGACGACUUCCAUGACAGCGCAGGUUGUCCCAACAGUCCAGAAAGUCAGCAUUCACGAUGGGGCUUCCCCACCACUUCCUGCUCACCAAAACCAACCACACAAACAAAGCCCAUCUACUGCCAAACCCCAAAAGAGGCACAAAAGGUUGUGGAGCACCGAGGAGCAGGCUGCAGUCCGACGACAGUUUGGAGACUUCUGCAAACUGCUCAAGGUGCCGGGAAAAAAGGACUGCGAUGCAUGCUUGGCAGCAGAGCCGGCCUUGACUAGCCGCACGUGGCGGGAAGUCAAGUAUUUUGUCCACAAUAACAUUCAGUCCAUGAAGAGACGUGGCCUCGCGGCAGCUCUGCCUGUGAUCACUGAACAACCUAAACAGGAACUCCAGACUCCAGCAUCAAAUGCAGAGUGGGACGGUCCUGUAUAUCUGUCCCUGUAAAUAGCGCUAGCUUAACUUAACAUGUAAUAUGUUAUUGCAAAAGUUUAAAAACUACAUACAAACAUUCAGAUCUCGAGUACCACACUCUACAGUUUGCAUCAGGUGCGUGAAUGGCAUGCAAUACCUGCGUCCACUACAUAAAUAAUAGGGGUGUAACGAAAAAUCACGUCUUGGUUUUAAGGUGACAGUUCCGUUUACAUUGGGUACACUUAAGGGAGUGAUUCCAAACCAGAAAGAGCAUUAAUUGCAUUGGUACACUGCCGAUGUUCAAAAAUAGCCUCUGGAAAAAAAAAAAAAAAAAAACAUUUUUCAAACAUAGCUACAGUAUGUGUCGCUUACAUGUUCAAAGUGCCUUUUAGAGCACCUAAAAACAUAACUGCAUGUAUAGAUAGUUAAAUAUCACAAUUGCACAAUAUGUGCCCACAAAGUUACACCUCUAUCUCGGAACUGAGCUCUUCUUUUUUUGUAUUCUGUUUCCCAACAUGUUCCCUGUAUGAAUACAUUUCUUUACAGUUUAAAAUACAGGUGUCAAACUAUUUUUUUGCGUGGGCCACAUUGUAGUUACAGAUUCCCUCAGAGGGCUGUUAUGACUGAGAAACCAUGAAAAUCGUUUGCCUCAUCAUAUUUACACAUUAAAUUAUGAACUAGUUUGGUAAUAACUGUUCAUGAUGUUUGGUAACACACAAAUCCUUGCAAUAUUUCACCGUUAUCAUAUAGAAUAAGGCAAUUUGAAAUUUUGGUACAGAUUUUGAAAAAAAUCACGGACGUUGAUACACAUGAUAUGCCUUCGUGGGCCACAUAAAAUCAUGCGGCGGGCCAGAUCUGGCCCCCGGGCCUUGAGUUUGACACGUUUUCAAAGAAUGUCUGUUUCAAAAAAAUGCAAAUCCAACCUAGGAUGCACAUUAAAUAUUUCACAUUAUACAGUUUUUGUUUACAAUCCCAUAAAUUCAUACAUAAAUCAGAACCUUGUAAAGUCUGUAACUAACCUACACCAGCACAGUAGUAAAGUAAAGAUACACUAUUUGUAUUAAAAAUGAAUUUAAAAAUUUGUAAAAAAAAAAAAAAAAAAUAGUACAGUUGUCGACAGCAUCAUUAACCAAGGACCCCUUUAAUUUGAUGAAAUGUCUGUCACCCAUCCAUCAAUGUAUGGCAGUGGUCGAGUACACCCUGAACUAGUUUUGUUCCAUUCGCUGUAAAUUGAUGAUUACAGUAAAUGUUAAUGUAAAAUUUCUUUUGACCCAUGAAUAUAAAACGGAAAAAACAACUAGGGUGUUUAACAAAGUGUGCCUUCUUGAUGCUGUACUCUUAUGCUUCCCUGCAGACUAAACUGUUACGCGGCAUUUGUAAAACUCCCUUCGGGACCAUGGUAAACAUACCCCCUAUAAGAUUUUUUUUUCUCUUUUUCGGAAAAUUAACAAGUAUUAACGGCUUAACACUUAUGAGAUACCAUCAAAAAACACAUUUAGCCAGACAGCUGCUAGCCAGAGGCUGAGCUGGCGGACUUUGUUUUGUUUUGUUUUUUUUAAAUGGCUUAACCUGUCCCUUACCUAAUUUGUUCCAUGCAAGAACUUUGUACCCCUCUCAGUGUUCCCCUCCCAAAAAUCUGAUCCUGUUACACCCCUGGUAAAUAGCAUGACGUCAUAACAGUGACCAAAAGUUCAUUUCUCUUUCCAAUACAUGUUUAAAAUGUGUUUUAAACGGUUAAAAAUGUCACUGCUCUUAUAUUUUAAAGAGGCUACGUUUCUUACAAAAAAUGUACUUCCACCAUUGCAUAACACUUGCAGACUGCUGUGUCAAGCUCUGGUUUAGUCGACUGAACCUCCCUCUGAACUAACCCUACCAACGAAAUGACUUCAACUGAAAGCAUUUCUACUCUUGCGCUUGUGGAGUUUGCAUAUAACGUAAUUUCCGGCCGACAAGCCGUGAAUUUUUUCACACGCUUUCAACCCUGCAGUUUACAGUGUGUGGUGCUAGCGUUAGCAUGGAGCUAGCAUUAGCGCACCUGGUUAUAAGCCUCGGUACACAGAGUUUAACGCUAACGCUGCACUAAUGCUAGCACUAACACUAGCCCCGUGUUAAUGCUAGUGCCGUCCUAAAGCUCGCGCAGCGCUAGCGUUAAACUCUAUGUGUGCUGAGGGUUAUAACCAGGUGCGCUCUGUAGGCUGGGAAUUGCAGUACACUUAAUGUGUAAUGCCUAGAUCAGACUACAUGAUUUUAGCCCCGAUAUUAGGCUGAUUAGCUAUUAUAGGUGUUUUCCCAGAUCGGGCCCAACGUAUUUUGUCAUGAACGACAAAAUUUGUCAUAGUGUACAUAUUCCACGACCAGCAAUUUGGCGCUACGACAGCCCCUACAAUAACACAAUGAAAAGCCUAGUAGAAUUUUGGAGGCGGUGGGGAAUAUCCACCGUGUAGUGUAUCAUAUUGGUGACAAUGUUCUGACAGUGCACCUUGAGGUUGACAACACACACACUUAAUACAUUGCCAGGAUCCAUUGCUGUUGUGGUCACCACGGUAACGGGUGUAUCUAGUAGCAUUGUCCAGCGACACAUUUUCGGGUUGCGCUUCUCCAACAGUGUAUAAUUUGAUGAGACACAGUCCAGCAAAUGCAAAAGAACUGUAGUACAGGUACAGUAGUAUCUGCAUACAUCGUGUAGUGUUGCCAGUCUGACCAAGAUAUGGAAAGGGUUUAUGGUAGGAGUCUGACAUUGUGCAAUUGUGAGAAACCAAAUUUAUCUCGUAGUGCGAUCAAGGCGUAAAAUUGUUUUCCGUGUUUUAAUAUGUUCCUUUCAAAACCAAAUGUAAAUGAGAAUUUCAUCCCCCCAUUUUAGCCACCAGUUGGUUCUGAUGUUCAUUUCUACCUAUUUAGCUAUGAGGUUUAUGUUGUAGAUGGCCCCUGUAUUGGUAGUAAUAUGUAUACUUGAACCCAUGUUCAUGUUUAUAAUCUCUUUAUUAUGCUGCCCUGUACAAGAACUACGUAGAAUAAUUUUUUUACUUUGUGUAUUUUGUGUGAGAAAGAGAAAAUACUACAGUGGUUGGGAAAAUUAGAUACCCAAGAUUUGAUUAUUACUGGCCCACAACCAAACCUCCCAAAUACUUUUUUUAAUUAAUUAUUAUUAUUACUGUUAUUGUGUGUGUGUGUGUCUGUGUGUGUGUGUGUGUGUGUGUGUGUGUGUAAAUAUAUAUAUUUAUAUAUAUAUAUAUAUAUAUAUAUAUAUAUGUGUGUGUGUUACGGUUAUCCCAGUUCCCGAUGCCGGACUUUAGUAUAAACACUAUGGUUGUAGCUAUUGAAUGAAUAUUUUGUGAAUGAAGUAUUUUACAGAUUAUCUUGUCGGUUUAAUCACCAAAUCACAGAAUUGAUUUUCCAUUUUAAACACUAUAAUGCGCAUGUGAGGUGUAGGUAAAGUAUUGUUUUUCUCCACGUGCGGUCAUCAUCCUUGGACGCUAAUUUACUGUAGCAUCUGUGGCUUUGUGUGAGUAAAGCUUUAAAAGGCGGGGCCUGGGCUGGUGAGUGAUGUGGGCAUCAGCAUAUAAGGGUUUAUAGUUGGCUGGCUAUUAACUGAUUAAAUUAACUAAACGCAAUGUUAUGUUGUGCUUCCGGCCUUAAUGUGCUGUUUCAGUACAUGUUACACUUUAUCUUCCUUUUCGAAUCUUUAGUAGGUAGCUUUUUUAUUUUUUCCAAAAGUGUUUUUUGCCCAAGCCACCACUGAAGAUGAGCCAAUGCUGUUUUAGCCCAUCAGAUCGUCUGUCGUCUUGUUGUAUUUUUCAGUGUUUCUUUACAUUUAGUGAAUGUCUUCUUUAUUUCCUGCGCUUUCAACUUGGUGACCCACCGAAAAUGACAUUUUAGUCUAACAAUCGGUCGAGGGCGACCCAUUGCCAUAUGUAAAAAGAUCACUGAACAUUAUUUUGUUUCUGUAGCAGAGAAUAAUCAUACAAUAAUUACUGCGUAAACAAAUACAAUACUUGCCGUAAAUGAACAAAACGUCUUACUAUACUUGCUCAAAUAAACAGUAAAAUAUAUUACAAAUAAUGCAAGCGGAAAUAUAGGGAACCACUCAUUCUAUUUCAGUUUGAUACAUUUAUCACAAAUUCGAUGGGCGAAAUAAAUAAAUAGCCAUCUGCUUUACACAAAAUCCAUACACCUUAGCUGACCAACAAGGUGCCUGAAGUAAAAUAAGCAAAGUACAGUCCGAGCGAUGCAUGCACAAAACGUAGCAAUAACAGUGAAUUUAGAACCAUUGCCUCUAAAUUUUCCCCCACUGGCUGUCAUUCCAAACAAAAUAAAUAUCUUGUAGAAUGUUGUCCAAAAAUCACACACGAGGGGACCUCCUACAUCAUAUGGAAGUUUCUGUGUUUGUAAUACCGAAUUCCAAAGAGAACUUUAGCACGAUAGCUGCAAGUGUGAAAUGACCCAAAAUGUGGGACUUUUUUUUUUUUCACUGAUAGACUUUCCCCCCCUCGGUCGUGGUUUACUAUCUUAAUUUCUGUCUACAUAAAGUAGUUCAUGGCACUUGUUGUAACAUUAGUUUGGUUGGAUAAAUGAUCCCUGCAAAGCUUCAAGGCAGAGAUUUUGGUUUGACUUUGUUUUUUUAAUAAUAGAAUUAUUCGAUAAAUUUUUGCAGUCUCAUUAGCUAAUCAAAACUUGAGUCCUGCAUGGGUCGUAUUUUUUUUUUUUUUUUUUUUUUUUUUAAGAUCGAGCUCCAAUUCGCCGAUAUAUGACCUGAAGGGUCACUCUUUUGGUAUUACGUACUGUACAUUGGAUAAGUCUGUUCAAUACGAAUGAAAACCCUCACAAUCUAUAUUUGUUUUGUCCAGAAAUGUAUUACAGAGCUCCUCCAGUCUAUCCUGUUGUAGUUUAUCGUUUACCGUAAAAAUAAAACUUCUCCAGUAUUGUCCAGACAUUUUAAACGUUCUUCCAACAUUGCUGUUAAUAUCCAUCAAAAAAGAAGUCCUAUUUUUCAAUUUUGGUCUUAGUUACCACGUGUUCCCCAGUCAAUGCCUUUUAUGAUGUAUCGUAAGGAACUUAGAAUCUGUGCUUGUACAAUAAAACAUUUUUUGUCUCAA